Molecule: messenger RNA, 1080 nt
Organism: Geodia barretti
Lineage: Eukaryota; Metazoa; Porifera; Demospongiae; Tetractinellida; Geodiidae
Source: the annotation of a GenBank genome assembly
AAGAUUAUGGGGUGUACAACUGCCGCCAGUUUGAAUUAUCUCGCAGCAUUGCUGUCCUGUGGCAUGAUAGUUUCUAGUAACGACUAUGAACAGGGGCAAGUGAUAAUAUCCAGUCUUGCCGAUGGAUCUUCUUGUGUUGGUGAAGAUGUCACUCUGACUUGUGCUGUGCCUGGGACUGGAAGACUGACCUGGGUCAUUGGAUCAAAUGAUAACACUAUUCUCUUCAACCUGGCAGAUGACUCAUCUCUCACUACUCAGACUGACUCCACUGGCCAGUUCACUGCCUCUCUGAUACACUACUCUCGAGACCAGCAGUACUCUUUCCUGGGUGACUUAACUUCAACACUCCACACACGAGUUAACCCCUCCCUCACCGACUAUCCUAUUAAAAUUCUCUGCUACAAUGGGAUAAGCGACAAUAUUUCUGUACCAUCACACAUAAAGAUAGCAGGAUUGCCUUCACCUCCCUGGAACCUGACAUCAUCAGUGGUGUAUGGAAUAUCUCAGUAUUCACUGGUAGUUGGGUGGGAGAGCCCAAGAGAUGAUGGAGGAGUGGAGAUUGACAACUACACCCUCUCUCUCUACCAGGAGGACCAGACUGUGGUCCAUAAAACUACUGAGUCUCUUGAACUACCUCUGUCACUGGACUACUCCACCGUCUACUCCAUCAUCAUCACUGCCAACAACUGUGCUGGCACCAGCUACCCUGUAUCUCUGACUAGCAUGCAGGUAAUUGGCAUGGUUGUGGUUUUCUCCCAGCUGGCUGCAGAGCUCACAUCACCAGUCAAUGGUAGUAUUGAGGAGUACAGGAGUACAGAGGAGGGAGCAGAGAUCCAGUUCCACUACAAGAAUUGUUCAUUGAGGGACCUGUCUCCCUCUCUGGUUGAGGAGAACAGAGUGUGUGGGUUAGUGAGUGGUGGUGGGUGGUGUUACAGUGGAGGCAGUGUAGGAUCAGUGGCAGUCUACUUCUGUGAUGAUGGCUAUAGUCUAGAGGGAGACACUACCAGAGAAUGUCUCUCUAGUGGCCUCUGGAAUGGUACCACUCCUCAAUGUGUGGAGGCAGAAGGUACAAUUGGCUAG